Molecule: messenger RNA, 1875 nt
Organism: Chaetomium strumarium
Lineage: Eukaryota; Fungi; Ascomycota; Sordariomycetes; Sordariales; Chaetomiaceae
Product: HSF-type DNA-binding-domain-containing protein
Exons: 5
Coding region: 1-1875 (624 amino acids)
Biological process (GO): regulation of DNA-templated transcription; phosphorelay signal transduction system
Molecular function (GO): sequence-specific DNA binding; DNA-binding transcription factor activity; phosphorelay response regulator activity
Source: RefSeq, a predicted model, not a curated record
AUGCUCGAGGACCCCUCGUACAAAUCAGUAGUACGAUGGAGCAACGACGGCGAUAGCUUUGUGGUCCUAGAGAAUGAGAAAUUUACAAAAACAAUCCUCCCGAAACACUUCAAGCACAGCAAUUUUGCGAGUUUUGUACGCCAAUUAAACAAGUACGACUUCCACAAAGUCAGACACAAUGACGAGAACGGUGAUUCAGGCUACGGACGAGAUGCAUGGGAGUUCCGGCAUCCAGAAUUCCGGGCAGACAGAAAGGACAACUUGGACAACAUUCGAAGGAAGGCGCCGGCGCCGAGAAAACAGCCGCCCGCCGAGGAUGCGUUUCCGGCGUCGCAACAGAUCAUAGUCAUGAGCGAAUCACUCACGGCAACACAGCAUCAGAUCCAAGCUUUGCAGGAUCAGUACUCGGAGCUCGAGAAGACGAACAAGCUGCUCGUCAGCGAGGUCCUCAGCCUGCAGAAGAUGGUGAGGGCGCAAAGCCAGGCUUCCAACGAGCUCAUCACCCAUCUGAACAACAUGGAGGACAGGCGGCGCAACAGCCGUCACUCGGCCCACUCUAGCCAUUCGGGCCAGGCCCAGAGCGGUGGGAUGGCGUUCCUGCCGGACGGGGCGGACGAGCCGGCGCCCGAGCUGCGGCGAGCUCGAGAGAUCCUCAACGGCGUGUCUCCGGAUAUGCAGGCGGACCGGGAACUGGAAAGGCUGUCGAUGACAUACAACCAAAACCCAUCUCCAGCCGAUUCGGCCGGCUCGUCGUCGGUCAUGUUCGCGCAACCGGGUCCUGGAGGGAUGCCGCUGGUUCACGACGCCUUGAGUGACCCUCGACACCUCGUGUAUCCCGUGGGACAGACCACGGGCAUUGAUCCCUUCCACGCCGACCAUAUCCACAACAUCCCCUACAGCCGGCCCCUGAGCAACCCGGGCAUCCAGGUGGAAGCGCCGUCGCAGAUGACGCCGCCGAUCAAGGAGCACCAAUCGGGUUCCAUAUGGCGGGGCAAGAAACCCCAUAUCCUGCUCGUAGAAGACGACAAGACGUGCGCGAGGAUAGGUGCUAAGUUCCUGACCCUGGUGGACUGCAGUGUCGACAUUGCCCGUGAUGGCCUCGAGGCAGUCGAUAAAGUCAACCGAGACGCCGAACGAUUCGAUCUCAUAUUCAUGGACAUCAUCAUGCCUAACCUGGACGGCGUGUCGGCCACGGCUAUGAUCCGGAUGGCCAGUCCGGAGGUCCCUGUCGUCGCUAUGACGUCGAAUAUUCGGCAAGACGAUAUUCAGACCUACUUCCAGUUUGGGAUGAUUGACGUUCUGGCGAAACCCUUUACGCGCGACGGCAUGGUCCGCAUCCUGAAAAAGCACCUGACGCGGAUGCUCAAGGACCCACAAGCGCCUGGUCUUAUUCCCGACGACAUGGGCCAAAGCGGCGUGGCGGGCGCUGGACCCGGUCCCCCGGCGACGACCAACCAAGGUUAUGUCCCAGCGUCGACCAUGGCCAUGGCAAACCUGGCGGCGGCGGCGGCGGGCAACCCGCAGGUGAAGUUCGAGCACACACCCAUCCCGUCGCCCUCGGCCGCCUCGUCCUGGCAUUCGCCGGGGCAGAUGCACCAGGUGGCGCCCAACCUCGACAGCGGAGGGUACAUGGGCGCGGUCGGGAGCGGCCCGGGCGGGUUGGCGAUGACGCCCGGAGGCACGCAAAGACCGCCGCCGCAGCCGCAGCCGGGACAGUAUGCGAACUAUAUGACGGCGCAACAGAUCGGGGGGACGCAGGCGAUGAGGAUGGCCGAGAUGAGCCAGAUCGGCGGGCUCGCGGGCGGUGACGAUCGGCCGGAGAAGAGGCAGAGGUUGUAUGGGCCUGGGCCUGGACAGGGGAGCUAUGUGCAAUAA